AUGUAUUCCGUCGAAGAAAUGAUAUCGUGGUGUGCACAAAAAUUUCGAUGCACACGAUGUCAUGAAAAUGAGCAUUUGAUGCCGCGACUGAUCAACUGCAUCCGAUGCUACCAAAAACAUCAUUUUUUCAACGAUGAGCCGGUGAAUACAUGGAUUGCAUUGGAGGAAGCACAGAUACUAGUCCAUUCAAAUGCUAUACAACAAUCGGUCGAUAAAAUUAUCAUACCGCUCGCCACACAAGUGGGAAAUACUUUUGAAGUGGAAAUCGGAACUGUGAGACAGAAAGUGCAAAAAUUGAUGUCGUCGAUAAAAGAAACGAGAAAUUGUGCGGAGUAUAUCAUGGCUGUCAAUCAACAUCACGACUUUUGCCUCAAAUGCCACAAUUAUCUCCAACAGCUUGAACGCCAAAUUGCCAGGGAAAGACUCGGAUUUCAGCGGCUAAUUGGCGAGGGCGAAGUGAGGCUCUCCGCAGAAAUUGCUGUUCAAGCAGUGCCUGCACUGAAUACUGUGGAGACAGCUAUGGGAGCAGAUUUUACUGCAUAUGCGAGACCAUCAGUUGAAAUAGCCGUGCAAGCCGCACCAAAAAUGAAAUCCGCGGCGACAGCUCUGGGAAAGGAUUUCAAUAAGUAUGCGAGACCUUCCAACGAAAUUGCGACUCAAGCAGCGCCACAAUUGAAGACGAUCGCUGUUCAGACGGGCAAGGAUUUGUAUGCGUCGCGUAAAUUUGCUGCUCAAAAAGCGCCAAAACUGCAGUCGGUAGUUGCCCAAGGAGCCCCACAAAAGAAAACCGUGGAGGAAAUGACGACCUUACAAUUAGGAAAAACUUCAAAUACGCGCUAUCACCCUCCCUCCGUUCAACCAGUUGUGUGCACAAGCACCACCACUACUAUCUUAAAUCCUGAUUCCAAUGAGCUCCAAGGAUCUGCAAAAUCUUGUGAUAUCAGCCGCAUGAUGAAUAUCCUUCAUUCUCCAAUAUUCCGCGGAGUAUUGUCGAGAACGAGCGGCUGGCUUGCACUUGAAAACAGUCAAGAAUAUCCAUCCGAGAUGGCAGUUUAUGAAUGGGCCGGUGUAUGGAAAAAACUAGUAUUGUGGGGUAAUGCGUCGAUAGAGGAUGGGAUCAACUUGUCAUCAUUUGUCAUUCGAAAUAUACAGAAACUUUUGAAUGGAGGAACAUCAGGGGGCUUGGGACAUAACAUCCACCGUGGCCCUUGGCAUUUCCCAUUUAUCGGUGACAAACAGAGGGCUUUUGAGGAGAAAUAUAAUUUUCGAAUUGCGUUGAUUACAUACGAAAUGGACGAGGGUACUAACCGAUAUCUCUGUAUCUUCGAUUGCAACAAGCCCGACACGCUUCUCUGCUUGUAUUAUAAAUGGAAUCGAUACUUCCUCAUUUACAUGGGUUCUCCCUCCGAUUGCUCGAAAUACGAGCAAAUGCAGUUGGGAAUCAUUCCAAAUCAUGAGACAUUGACAAUGAAAGUGACAUCGGAGAAGAUCAAUGAAUCGACAUAUAAACGGACUGUGGCACCGGAAACAGAAUGGAAUAACGCGAGGGUAUGGACGGCAAACUACCGACCUACAUUCGAUGAUAUCAAUUGUUUCGAUUGUCUCAAGGGUCCACUACCAGAUAUGUCUUAUUGUCAUGAAUUCACUGAAAUGUGC
Mesorhabditis spiculigera is the source of this 1656-nucleotide messenger RNA. Lineage: Eukaryota; Metazoa; Nematoda; Chromadorea; Rhabditida; Rhabditidae. The record is from the annotation of a GenBank genome assembly.